AUGGAAACUCGUGGGCGCAAAACUUGCGUUGGACUUGUGCUGCUGCAGCCAGCGCUUCAUUUUCAAGCCUUCUGCCAGGAGCCGGGAUUGCAUAGCUUGCUCGUUGGAGAUGUCCUUGUGCGUCAUCCGGAUCUGGCUGGUUUAGAUUCGCCAGCAGAGCUUUUCGCUAUUGAUGCUCCAGAGGCCGUGGCAUCUGCUCCAAGCCAAGAGCCCUGGCUUGGCGCUGUUGAACGUGCAUGCGUGCCGUUGUUGACAGCCAUGGGGCGCUUGUGCGCAGCCAGCCUGCUUGCUGUCUUGCCGCUGAUCAGAGCGGACGUGCAACAAGAUGCCGGGUGCCCUGCAGGAGAUGAGGCCUGCAAGUGGCGACUCCAGGCCAGCCGGGCAAAACAGAUGGCCUCAUCCAGACCAACGCUUGCGAGCUCAGGGGAUGGAGAUCAGCACGCAGACGCCGUGGCCCUCCUUUUCUCUUUGUUGGGCGGCUUCUUCAUGGGAGCUUACCCGGUUCCCAUAAAGGCGCCGAGGGUCCUGAAGGCGAGCCCCCACCCUGUCAUCUUCCAGUGCUACAAGACCUUCUGGGUCUUCGUCACGGGAUGGCUCUUCCUGCUGCCGCGCUGGUGGCAGCAAGAGUCUCCGGUCUUUUGCCCCACGUGGUGGGGAGUUGUCAGCGCCAUGGGCUGGAUCCCUUCCGGAGUUUGCGCGAUAGCGGCAAUACCACGCAUCGGCAUCGGGAUGCUCGCGGCUGUUGCAGCUUCCUGUGGAUCCAUUUCGACAUUUCUGGUCUUCUGGCUUGUUCUUGGAGAGUCCAUGAAGGAGCACAACAUCGGAGGGCACACGAUCUACUUCGCACCGGCUUACCUUGCCUGCAUCAUCCUUGGCAUUGGAGGAAUGGUCUGGGCAACUGGCCUCGGCAGCUCGGCCGCUGCGCCAGAAGAGCCUGAGAGGCGUUCCAAGGCGACGGUGGGUUAUCUGCUUGCUGCGGCAGUGGGCAUUUUCAGUGCCAUCCAGUUCGGGGCAGUCAACCUGGGAAAACAAAGCGCGCAGCGGUCUGCGGGGUGCUUUGAGGACCCAUCCAAGUGUCCUCCGAACUUUGUGGAAGCCUUCAACAACUUUGGUUCUUGGAUGGCUUCCUUCGGCAUCGGAGCGCUACUCGUAACUGCAGUGUUCGUCCUCGCCAUCGCCGUCAAUGCUGUGGUCUCGCGCAAAGCUUUGCCUUCGCCACAUUGGAAGGCUUUGGCAGGUCCCGGUACCAUGGCCGGCCUGCUUUGGGCCUUAGGCAACUUCUUCCAGACUGCCGCCGUCGUCAGAGGAGGCAGCGCUGUGAUGCUGCCUGCUAACCAAGCCAUUCAAUUGGUGACCUCGGGAGCCUUUGGUCUGCUCUACUAUCAUGAGGUUCCAACCGCACGUCGAGCAGUGUUCUGGACUGCCGCGGCGCUCUGGACCUUGGGGUGCAUCAUCCUUCUGAGCAAGGAGAAGUCCUGA
This is a messenger RNA of Symbiodinium necroappetens, 1479 nucleotides long. Lineage: Eukaryota; Dinophyceae; Suessiales; Symbiodiniaceae. The record is from the annotation of a GenBank genome assembly.